CGCCCCCUAUGAGACCGGAUAUACAAAGAGUAGCAGUUCUCCGGUCAAUUAGUUCUUUGACAGCAGGCGCGUACCUUGCUCUGGUUUUACCCAUGAUUGCUAAGCUAACAUCAGUAGUUGAUCGUUAAUUUUACGCAGGAAUCUGGUUCCAUGGAGAGUAUAAACGCUAAAUACGUAUCCCAGAAAAUCAGCAAAACGAAAUGGCGGCCAGUGUCACAUUCGGAUCUGCAACUGCCAGAAAUCUUUGCGACGGGCUCAUGGGACAACGAGGACAACAGGAUUUCUAUUUGGUCCAUUGGGAGUAAUUUAAGCACUGGUAUGGAAGAUGGGUUUGAAGGAGACCCGCAGCUUUUAUGUGAACACAAGCAUGAUGGAGAUGUUCUUGACCUCCAGUUUUUGGACCAGGACAGAAUAGUCACAGCAUCAUCAACAGGAGCCGUCACCAUCUUUCGACACCACCAGAACAGCCAGACCAUUUCGGUGUCUCAGCUCUGGGCGAGAGCACAUCGUUAUCCCUGUGACAACGCCCCCUGCACCGGCGUCGUCUGCAGCAGCCCGGAGAUUGUUACAGUGGGUGAAGAUGGCAGGAUCGUCGUCUUCAGAGCUGACCAGGAGGGAGUGGUUCGAGUCAUCGAGAAUGCCGACAGCAGCACAAUCCAUGCGGUGACUUAUCUGAGGACCACAGAGAUUUUGACGGUGAACUCAAUCGGUCAGCUCAAACUGUGGGACUUCAGACAGCAAAGCAACUCACCGUCACAGAUUCUGUCCCUGUCAGGGGAUCGAGUUCCUUUACACUGCGUGGACAGACAUCCGAACCAGCAGCACAUCGUGGCCACAGGAGGCCAGGAUGGCAUGCUCUGUGUGUGGGAUGUGAGACAAGGCAACACACCCUUCUCAUUGAUGGAGGCACACACAGCUGAAAUGUGGGAGGUCCACUUCCACCCAACCAACCCAGAUCACCUGUUCACAUGUUCAGAGGAUGGCUCGCUGCUGCACUGGGAGACAUCCUCCCAUUCAGACAUGCCUUCCUUCUUACAAGGGGGCAGAAACAGCAGCAUGGUCUCCCGCAGUGCAAUGGCUCCAGCCGGAGGAAAGCAGCCCCUGAUCAGCGCCUGGCUAAGUGGAGACUCCAGCAAAGGCCGCCUGGAGACGACUCACAUGCUGCCCAGCCAGACGCUGUCUGUCAACAGCCUGGACGUGCUCGGUCCGUGUCUCGUGUGCGGCACUGAUGGAGAGGCUAUUUUUGUCAACAGACAGGUCCCGGUUUAAAAGCGAUGUUAGUGCCUCAGAGUGGAUGUGGAUGAAGAUGUUCAUUUGGUGUCAGCUUGAGGGUCAUACAGGAGGUGUAAAAUACUGGACUGUUAGCUUUAUUUGUUUAUUUGUCUUUUUCAUCACGGGCAGAAUAGUUCAACCCAACAAUGGUUUUUGUACAGAUGACGUUUAAUACAGUUAUAAAAUAAAAAUACUUAAUAGAAA
Molecule: messenger RNA, 1476 nt
Organism: Pundamilia nyererei
Lineage: Eukaryota; Metazoa; Chordata; Actinopteri; Cichliformes; Cichlidae
Gene: nup43
Product: nucleoporin 43
Exons: 8
Coding region: 151-1269 (372 amino acids)
Cellular component (GO): nuclear pore outer ring
Molecular function (GO): protein binding
Source: RefSeq, a predicted model, not a curated record